ACCGCGGCUUUUCCCCGGAACGGGUGUGAAGAUUGAUCAUUUCUGUUAGCGCAGCCUUGCUGUUUUUUUUCCUUAAAAAGAAGUGGGACACAUUUUGCUCCUCUUUGGUCUCGCUGCUUCCUGCCAUCUGAGGAAGCGCUGCGUGAAUCAGCUAACGUUAGCUCUCCCCUGCCACAUCUGACCACUUAUUGUUUUACCGCUGCUGAGCUCUUUACACUGUUAUUAAGCUGGAUCGCACCCGGUGAUGUUCAGGUUCUCCUCUUUCUUGUGGUUGUGUCUCUUCUCUGCCAGGAUCUGAGUUACCACGGUCCGUGUUUGGACGGUAUUGGGAACUGCUGGUCAAUUGUUCAUCACAUCUGGUGAUCAGGAUGGCCUUAAAUGUCUUUGAUCACGAUGAGUACAGACCACCAGUCUGGAAAUCCUACUUGUACCAGCUCCAGCAGGAGGCGCCACACCCUCGCAGGAUCACUUGCACAUCAGAGGUGGAAAACCGGCCUAAGUACUAUGGAAGAGAGUUCCAUGGGAUGAUAUCGAGAGAGGAGGCCGAUCAGCUCCUGAGUCAGGCUGAAGGCAGCUACCUCAUCAGGGAGAGCCAGAGGCAGCCGGGCACCUACACUCUGGCUUUACGGUUUGGAAACCAGACGAGGAAUUUCCGUCUCUACCACGAUGGGAAACACUUUGUUGGUGAGAAAAGGUUCGAGUCCAUCCAUGACCUCGUCACGGACGGCCUCAUCACGCUCUACAUCGAGACAAAGGCGGCGGAGUACAUCGCCAAGAUGACCAUCAACCCCAUCUACGAACGCGUGGGCUACACCACUCUGAACCAGGAACCCACUCUGAAGAAACUCCUGCCACACAGCCCAGAGAUGCCUGAUGGACCGGUCCCUAUCAAAGAUGGCCGAAACACAGAGAGGCUCACGUCUCUGGUGCGGCGCGCCACGCUGAGGGAGAGCGACAUGGUGCCCAAGUACGAGAAGGUCCACAACUUCAAGGUUCACACGUUCAGAGGUCCUCACUGGUGUGAAUACUGUGCCAACUUCAUGUGGGGUCUGAUCGCUCAGGGAGUGAAAUGUGCAGACUGCGGGCUGAACGUUCACAAGCAGUGCUCCAAGGUCGUCCCCAACGACUGCCAGCCGGACCUGCGGCACGUCAAGAAGGUCUACAGCUGCGACCUGACCACGCUGGUCAAAGCCCACAACACCAAGAGGCCCAUGGUGGUCGACAUGUGCAUACAGGAGCUCGAAGCUCGAGGUCUUCAGUCUGAGGGUCUGUACAGAAUAUCGGGCUUCAGUGAGCUGAUCGAGGACGUCAAGCUGGCCUUUGACAGAGACGGAGAGAAAGCAGACAUUUCAUCAAACGCUUACGAGGACAUAAACAUCAUCACCGGCGCCCUCAAGCUGUACUUCAGGGAACUGCCGAUCCCCCUCAUCACAUACGACGCCUACCCACGCUUCAUAGAGACCGCAAAAAUUACAGACGCAGAAAAACGACUGGAGUCUCUGCAUGAGGCCUUGAAGCUGCUGCCGCCCGCCCACAUCGAGACACUCAGAUACCUCAUGGCUCACCUCAAGAGGGUCACGGAUUACGAGAAGGAGAACCUCAUGUCCAGCGAGAACCUGGGUAUCGUCUUCGGCCCGACGCUGAUGAGGGCGCCUGAACUGGACGCCAUGACGGCCCUCAAUGACAUCCGAUACCAGAGACUGGUGGUGGAGACGCUCAUUACCAAUGAAGAUGUUUUGUUCUGAGAGAAAAGGACACAAAACAAAAAAAAGCUCCGGAGAAAUGGAGGAACAUGUCUGGAAAGUUGAAGGAAGGGACUGUUUACGAGGAUUUCCCCCGCAUUUUUAUGUAAUCUUUCACAAUCAGCAAACUUGAAGAUGUUAAAUAUUGGUAAUGAGAGCUGAAACUCUGAGCCUUCUGAGGUAAAAAGAAACGUAGCAACUGCCCACAUAGGGAAAACACUGGUUUUAGUUUAUAAACGGAUGCCUUGAAAGUUUUAGCUUUUAGUUUUUCUGUUUAUUUAUCUUGUGAAAAGACCAACAGAGGUGGCAUUGACUUAUGCAUCUUGACAUUUCAAGUUGAAUCAGAGGCUAGAGACGGGGAUUUGUGAAGAAAAUCCCAUAAAAUGAGCUCAGUUUGUAUAUUAUUUGGGUAAUUUUUAACAUAUGGCAUUUAUUUUUCCUCUUUGUUGUAGCAAUGCUUGUUAGCUAAAAAUCUUUAUUCCCUCUUGAACUGUGCUACAUUUCUAAGCAAAAUUCAGCAAAAUUUAAAAUGAAUUUCAGUUCAAUUCAAUUAAAAAUGCUUUAUUUAUCCCAAAGGGAAAUUAAAUGUUGUCAUAACUCCUAUCAUCAAAGAGUCUUAUGGAAUGUAUUAUGGUUAGAAAGCCAGCAGAGAGAUGCUGGAGUCGGGGAUAUGGUUGAUUAUAAUUGAUGGUUUGAUUGUCCUCUUUGUCUCUCUGCAACCAAGAAGCCUUCUUUUCAACUCCUCUAGGAUUUGUGCUCAUAUUACAUGUAUUAAAGGCAACAUUUACGGGGAUUUAAUACCAACAAGCAUUUUUACAACAAAGAAAUAAUCAAAUCUGCGACAUGUUGUGUUUUUCUUGCUAUGGACUUCAAGACUUCACUUUUCUGUCUUCACUAUGAUGUCAACAUGUUCAUUUAAGUCUCCUCUGAGAAGGAAGCACUACUGGCUUCAU
Poecilia latipinna (sailfin molly) is the source of this 2695-nucleotide messenger RNA. RefSeq names its product N-chimaerin. Gene Ontology annotation, molecular function: GTPase activator activity. Lineage: Eukaryota; Metazoa; Chordata; Actinopteri; Cyprinodontiformes; Poeciliidae. Bases 369 to 1745 code for a protein of 458 amino acids. The record is from RefSeq and is a predicted model, not a curated record. The transcript has 14 exons. Gene Ontology annotation, biological process: regulation of small GTPase mediated signal transduction; signal transduction; positive regulation of GTPase activity.